Messenger RNA from Erigeron canadensis, 2019 nucleotides. RefSeq lists its product as uncharacterized. The record is from RefSeq and is a predicted model, not a curated record. NCBI's taxonomy places the organism in Eukaryota, Viridiplantae, Streptophyta, Magnoliopsida, Asterales, Asteraceae. The coding region runs from base 876 to 1670 and encodes 264 amino acids. The transcript has 9 exons.
AACGAUUAAGCUCUCUUGUGGUGAGUAGAACAAUUACCGGCUUGGUGAGAAAACAGGAUAAACAAGUAGUCGGUACCCAAAGAUCCAUUACCGGUGUUGUCCCAGCUCGAGGACAUAUAUCAGCUGUUCGAUCAGGGUUUGAACGAUCUACUCUCAUUCAGAAGCAUAGCAAGUCGGUUGGGUUUAAGAAACCUCAGGUCACAUUAAAAUUCUUUUCCGGUUCAUCAUCAUCAUCAUCAUCAUCAUCAUCAUCAUCAUCACCACCACCACCACCAUCAUCAUCACCAUCACCAUCAUUGUCUGAUGAUUCAUCCUUUCAUCAUCUUCAACAGCAUGCGCUGAGCAUGAAACCAAUUCGAAAUGAAGAUACCGACAAGAUUGAAGAAACGACCAAAACAGCAGCCGGUUGUCAUGGAGUUGCUAACAAUUUUGAGAGUACAGAUGUUGUCGAGAAAGGAAGUCAAGUUUCAUUUUUGAGCAAGGGGUAUGUAUAUCAGAUGAUUACUCUAUUUGAGAGUAAACGAUCAAAUAUCGUUUUUGAGAAAGAAAGUCAAAAGUCGUUUUUCAGCAAGGGGAAGAAUUAUUUGAUACGUACGAACCAUCUAUUUGAGAGUGAACAACCUAAUCUCGUUUUUGAGAGCAACAGUAAGCCCGGGCCUAUUGGUGAGAGUAAAAAUUCAACAAAUAUUCACUUGAGGUGUAAACAAGAUAGAAAGGUUGAUGGUAUUCAUUGAACGUCUCCAUGUCUUGCCCCAGUUCAAGGUGAUGCAUCAGUUAUUGUUCGAUCAGGGUUUCUCCAGCCUACCCUUAUUCAUGAUGACAAGUUGAUUGGUUGUGAGAAUCAGCAGGGUAAAGAUAAGCUAUUAACUUCUGCCAUGGAAUCGCACAAAGUUGACUUAACUAGGAACCAAAGUAUAAAUGCUGUGAACAUUCAUAAGAUGACUCCUCUUGUUGUCUCAGCUUCUCUUUCCGAGUGUGAACAGCCAAUUUUUAUCUCGAAGGGUGGCAAGCCGAUUGAAUCUCUGAAACACAAGGCACAGAAAAAACAAUUAAUUUCUGUUAUGGAGAAUAGAACCAAUACUGGAUUGGUGAGGAAAAAACGUAAACAAGCAGUGGGUACCCUAAGAACCAUUACACGUGUUGUCCCAGCUCAAGGACAUAUACCAGCUGUCCGAUCAAGGUUUGAACGAUCAAUUCUCAUUCAAAAGGAUAGCAAGUUGAUUGGGUCUAAGAAACUCCAGGGAUCCGAGAAACUAUUAAGUUCUGUUGUACAGAGUAAGAAGCCAGGGAUCAUCAGCUCAAGCAGGAAAAAUGAUAUAAAGGUUGUAGGGUGUAAAGAUGUUGUUGAUGAGAGGUCUCUUAAGUCAGUAUCCAAAAAGAAACCAGGAAAAUUCGACCCAAGCAUGAAAGUUGAUAUAAAGGUUGUGGGUACACGUAAAGAUUUGGUUUAUGAGAGGUCUCUUCAGUCGGUAUGCAAAAGGAUUCCAGGAAACAUCGAUCCAAGCAGGCUAAAUGAUAUUAAGGUUGUGGGUACACGUAACGAUUUUGUUGAUGAGAGGUCUCUUCAAUCUGUAUCUAAACAGAGGAAUGUUAAAACUGUUCCUCAAGUUCCACCUUAUAAAGGUGGCAAAAUCCGUUCUUCUGAGCUCAAACCUCAAUGGAGAUUCUAGGGUCAAGACGGUGACCAAGAGCUACGAGCAAAGCCAUACAAUCUAUACAGCCAGGGAUGUUUCGGUACAUGAUCUUUUUAUAUUCAGUUGAUAUUAGUUGCUAAAAACUUAAUUUUCUAGUUGUGUAUGCAGGUUACAAAGAGUGCAACAACUUAACAGAUUAUCUCCAGUUUUUAAUUGUGAGGCAAGCUGUAAAUAAAGCUAAGCAGUUGCAAGGGUAAAGGUAUGUCGAAUAUCAAAAAGACCAUUAACCAUUGAGUGGAUUGUUUUUACUGUAUGCAUUGCGAAGGUACAGGUAUAUUAAAACAGACUUCCACCCACCAUGACCCCAACUCCCACCCAUCAAGAC